Dinoponera quadriceps is the source of this 1036-nucleotide messenger RNA. RefSeq names its product ribosomal RNA-processing protein 7 homolog A. Gene Ontology annotation, cellular component: CURI complex; UTP-C complex. Bases 154 to 900 code for a protein of 248 amino acids. Lineage: Eukaryota; Metazoa; Arthropoda; Insecta; Hymenoptera; Formicidae. Gene Ontology annotation, biological process: rRNA processing; ribosomal small subunit assembly. The transcript is spliced from 4 exons. The record is from RefSeq and is a predicted model, not a curated record. Gene Ontology annotation, molecular function: RNA binding.
UACCUAGAGAUGCGUUGCACAUACAGAUGGAUUACGAGUGUAGUACACCUCUGUUAGCUUAGAAAUUAUCGUGCAAACGAAUCUACUACUACUGUCCCUUGUCUGCGAAGAAGGAGACUGCGGUUUUAAAAUUUAACUGGUUAGAAAUUGAACAUGAAAGCCAGUGAACAAGGCGCGAAAGGCUUUAAAUCGCUGUGGAUUCGUUUUGACGUAAAUAGCACGGAGAGGCAUCAGCUGUUUUUCAAGCAGCACUCCCUUAGGAAUCAACAACCUGAAUAUCCCAAGAACCAAACUCUCUUUGUACUUAAUGUACCGCCGUACGCAACGACUGAUUGUCUGAAGCACGCGUUUGCUCAACAUUGUGGAGAUGUACGCUCUGUUGCAUUUACAAACGCGAAAGGGUUUAAAACUGCAUAUAUUGUUUUCGAGAGUGAAUUCUCCUUGAAUAAGGCGAUGGAACUUUCAAUGGAUCGUGUGAUGACAUUGAACACUGAUGAGAACGCAUGUCUCACAGGAUUAGAAAAAUGGUCCAAAGAGUACAAUGAUACGGUGUGCGAUGAGCGAGCGACAAAGAGGGAAAUUGAGGAAUAUAUGAAAUCUUAUGACAAAGAUGUAAACGACCGUAUCGCCAAAACUGCAGAAGAGGAUGACGACGGCUGGACAACUGUAACAGGGCGAAAGAAGAGAGGACAGUUCGCGCCGACUAGGAAGGAAUCAACAAUGAGUAAAACGUUGCAAAAGGAGGAGCAGCGCAAGAGAAAGAAGCGAUUGCUUAAUUUCUACACUUUCCAAAUCCGCGAAGCAAAGAAGCAGAAUUUGGCGGAAUUGCGAGAAAAAUUCGAAUUGGACAAAAAGAGACUGCAAGAAUUGAAAUUAAAGCGAACGUUUAAACCAUUUUAAGAUGAUGUAUGUGUGAGGAGAGAGUUUUGAUAUCAGCGACAUUUAUUCAUAGAGAUCACUGUUUCAUGUAUAUAAUUCAUGCACAAAGGUCAGUUAUCAUUUAAUAAACUCUCAGGCUGCUUUGGUGGCAUAGGUU